This is a messenger RNA of Nicrophorus vespilloides, 1118 nucleotides long. RefSeq lists its product as uncharacterized. Lineage: Eukaryota; Metazoa; Arthropoda; Insecta; Coleoptera; Silphidae. Gene Ontology annotation, cellular component: extracellular region. Bases 120 to 1118 code for a protein of 332 amino acids. Gene Ontology annotation, molecular function: Toll binding; growth factor activity. Gene Ontology annotation, biological process: central nervous system formation; innate immune response; regulation of Toll signaling pathway. The record is from RefSeq and is a predicted model, not a curated record. The transcript has 2 exons.
UCUUCAAUAACCAUUUCUACCCUUCUCGAUGGUACAAGUAAUUCUAAAUUCAGUUUAGUUUCUCAUCUUGUAGUGAAUACUAGCUUUUAUCUCUUUCUCGAGUAACAGAAGAAAUAAUCAUGCGUCUUUUCAUCUUCAGCAUCUACAUCUUAAUCACCAUGAUUAACUGUUUGCCAAUAAACAUAAAAACUUGGGAAUCUUCAGGUCGAGUGCGUGUGAUACAUAAAGCACCAAUGAAACCUAGGAAAGCUAUGACCGGACCUAUCUUUAAUAUUAUUCAUCACGGACCACCACCCGUGCGUCGCCAAAGCUUGCCAUUGAACAACAAUGAUCGCAUCUAUUUCCCUGACGAAGUUCCCACGUCAGAAGAACAAAAGUCGGUCACUCGUUCAAGAAAACUUGAUACAUUUUCAGAUAAUAUUGAACUUCCACCGCACAGCAAUAAUCGUGAUUAUUUCCUUAAGGAAGUUCCCACAGCACAAAGAGAGAUGCUCCAAAAGAAUUUUAUCGCUCAUACAGGAAAAGUAGCAAAUUUUUCAAUCAAUAUCGGCAAUCGCCAUAGAAGCAUCCUCGACAAUGUCAAAGGUUUCAAAGUGAAAAAUGCAUUUGAGUCGCCGAAUACUGUUUCCAGGUGCUCGGGAGAAAGCACCUACUGUGAAAACGUCCCUUCGUAUCCGUACGAAACGGUGAACAAAAUACUGAAGAACUUUGCCAACAAAGAUUUCUUCGGUUUGGAGGAGAACGUCGCAGAGCCCUGGAGCCGAACGGAUAACAAUGAAGAGGAGAACUUUAUGUGCAAAUCGUACACGAAGAUCAUCCAUCCGCAGAUGGGCAAAACCCUUGACGGUAGUUGGAAGUACAUCAUCAACGUGGAUGACAAGGAAUACGUGCAAGCAGUUAAGGUCGAAAUAUGCAAGAGCCCGAAGAAGCCUUGCGCAAUGUCCGACAAGUUCCCCGAGGGCAUCAUCACCUCCUGCAAACAGAGAUACAUGAACAGAAGACUCCUCUCCAUCUCCAACAAUGGAUUACCUGAACCGGAUAUCUACUCGUUACCUGCGGGAUGUUCGUGUACGUACAAAAGGAAUUCGCAAUUCUUGAAAACGUUUUACAGCAAAUAA